AUGGCUGAGCUACAGAAAAGCUACCCAUGGACCAGGACGCCACUCGUGGCAUGUGGCCCAAUGCGCCUCAUAGCACUCUCCAAGCUUGCCUUCGAGGUCUCUAAUGCUGGCGGACUCGGCUUCAUUGGAGCCGGCAGUGACGCUUCCAUCCUCUCUGCCGAGCUGGAGAAGGUGAAGCAGCUUCAGACCAGCUCCUCAAAUUUUGGGAGCGAAACUUCUGCCCUACCUGUAGGCGUAGGUUUUCUGCUCUGGGCCGGUGACAAGCUUCUGGACGAUGCACUACCAUUACUGGAGAGUUAUAAGCCUGCUGCCAUCUGGCUCUUUGCGCCGACCGAGCCUCAGCAGCUUACGAAGUGGACCGAAGCGGUAAGGCGCGUGACGCAGAGCAAGACGAAGAUCUGGAUUCAAGUCGGGACCGUGAAGGAUGCGUUGGAGGCGACGAAACUGUGCCAGCCCGAAGUGCUCGUCGUUCAAGGCACGGAUGCUGGAGGUCACGGACUGGAGAAAUGCGCAGGCUUGAUCCCAUUACUGCCAGAGGUCGACGAUGCCGUGACUGCGCACUGCCGAGCCGAAGGCAUUGCUAAGCCCACCAUGAUCGCUGCCGGCGGCAUUAUGGACGGUCGGGGGGCCGCUGCCUCUCUGGCUUUGGGUGCCUCUGGCUUCGUGAUGGGUACGCGGUACCUAGCCUCGCCUGAAGCAGUGAUAGCCAAAGGUUAUCAACACGCCGUACUGAAAGCCGCAGACGGCGGUAUCAAUACCGCCCGCGGGAAACUGUACGAUACGCUGCGAGGUACCACGGACUGGCCGUUGCAUUAUGGUGGACGCGGCGUGCUUAACGAGAGCCAUCGCGAUGCCGAAAAAGGCAUGAGCGUUAAAGAGAACAAGCGGAGGUACGACGAAGCGCUUAAGCUUGGUGACGAUGGAUGGGGAGAGAACGCACGCUUGACUACGUAUGCUGGUACAGGUGUAGGAUUGGUGACGGAGAUCAAGAGUGCAGCUGCGAUUACCGAAGAGGUGAGAGGGGACGCUGUCAGUAUCUUGAAGCGCACGAGUAGCAAGCUAUGA
Messenger RNA from Baudoinia panamericana UAMH 10762, 1065 nucleotides. RefSeq lists its product as uncharacterized. Gene Ontology annotation, molecular function: nitronate monooxygenase activity. The transcript has a single exon. The record is from RefSeq and is a predicted model, not a curated record. The coding region runs from base 1 to 1065 and encodes 354 amino acids. NCBI's taxonomy places the organism in Eukaryota, Fungi, Ascomycota, Dothideomycetes, Mycosphaerellales, Teratosphaeriaceae.